AUGUUCUUCGGAAGAAUUCUCCGCUGGUGGGGUCACCGAGGUGGCGUGGACAACCUUACCACUUUCGCCUUUGAAAAUAUCCUUUACGAUGAGACAACCGUACAGAUCGGCGAGGGUACCCAUGGAACCGUUUACAAAAUUCAAUAUAAUGGGAAAGUUGCUGUCCUGAAGGUACUUAAGCCAGAAGGCAGCUUGGGGUCCUUCAUACAAGAGGUCGACCAACUCCUGCAUUUGGCCGGUGCUGGCGGCUCCCCUGUAAUCCUCGCCAAGACCAAGUUCUCCUUCAGGCUGGAUCGCCGCACGGAAGACGUUAAGCCUAUUGCCUUUGUGGCAUCUUUCUGCGGCGAUGCCAACUUGUGGGAUCUUCUUUGCGAGCAGAGGCUCAAGGAUGAGGAUCUUUUCCGCAUUAGUGUUGGCAUCGUAGAGAAGAUGUGUGAAGUCGCUGAACGGGGUGUUGUCCACAACGACCUUAAGUCUGACAACAUCAUAGUAUCGUUCGAAAAUGGAUUUCCUGAGGUCCAUGUGAUUGACUUUGGCAUGGGGUGCCUCAACGGUGUGAACCAGCACCUGGAUCAGGUCCUGGUUGACAACGACCCAGAGGUAUUGGACUGGAUGGAUCCCUCAGUGCUGGCCGGAGGAGAGAGCACUUUGUCGGCUGACGUCUACAGCGUAGGAGUGAUGCUCGCGGAGAUUGGAGCCAAAAUGACAAACCGCCCCAGCGGCCUUCUGCAGGUGGUGAAGGCCACCCUCCAGCAAAAUGCCAUUGACAGACCCACAAUGCACUCCAUCUCCCAAACCCUGAAGGCCAUGUCAAUCCCAACUUAA
Homarus americanus (American lobster) is the source of this 825-nucleotide messenger RNA. Its product is annotated as probable serine/threonine-protein kinase DDB_G0267514. Gene Ontology annotation, biological process: protein phosphorylation. Gene Ontology annotation, molecular function: ATP binding; protein kinase activity. The coding region runs from base 1 to 825 and encodes 274 amino acids. Lineage: Eukaryota; Metazoa; Arthropoda; Malacostraca; Decapoda; Nephropidae. The transcript has a single exon. The record is from RefSeq and is a predicted model, not a curated record.